UACACGCGUUUGUGUGUGUUGUCUCGUGUGUGUGCGUUUUCGCGUGCAUUAAAUUUCGUCACAGUGUCGUGUGUGCAUGUCUGACCGUCAUAGACCGAUCGGGCAGUGCGUGGGAGAAAGAUCGAGACGGGAUCCGCGGCGACUAGAGAUCGAACAGGAAACGAAAAGUGGGAAAGCCCAUAAAAGUCGUCUCCGGAGCUGCUGAUCUCGUCGCGUCCGGUUUGUGACCGGCAAAAAUCUAACGCGCGCGAGUGUGCAUACAUUAAUUUUUUUUUAUCUUAUAAAACACUAGUGUAAUUAUUUUUUUUUAUACCUAGAUUUUUAAUAUAAAUUUUAAGGAAAAAAUGAGUUGUUAAACUAUACGCCUGCGGUCCGUGCGCAUUGAUUUUUAUUACCUAUCGAUUGUCGCAAACGCCUUUACCGUAUCGUAACAACCGGAUACACGUGUGCACAAAGUCGUUUUUCCUUGUCGGUGUACUUAUUGUUUUUAUUUCCGGUAUAUAAUUUCAAUUUUCACCCGUCCAGCAGCUACACUACCAGCCGACAGAUCACUUGGCCUUUUUUUCUAACUAGCCAAGAUAUGACCGCCACUGAACGCUGUCCUGUAACCGGAUCGUACGUGUUGUAGACGCCACUGCAAAACGUCAUCUGUUCACCCUAAAGUUAUCUGCUUUAGUACCUACUUACUGGGACAACUACUACAGUCAUCGGACAGAUCUAUAAGAGAAAAUAACAAUAAUAAUAAUAAUAAUAAAAAAAAAAAAUGGCACAACUAGUCUUAAACUUUAUCGACAGUUACCACGACAUAAUGGACAACAAAAGUGAUCCUAGAGUAAACGGCUGGCCAAUGUUGUCUAGUCCAUUUCCGACGCUGUUUAUUUGUCUGUUCUAUGGUUAUUUCGCCAAAACGCUUGGGCCAAGACUGAUGGAAAACCGAAAACCUUUUCAACUUAGAAAAGUACUUAUAGUUUAUAAUGCAAUACAAACGAUGUUCAGUGCUUGGAUAUUCUAUGAAUAUAUGAUGAGCGGCUGGGGAGGAUCGUACAGUCUAAAAUGUCAACCGGUCGACUAUUCCUAUAGUCCUAUGGCCUUACGAAUGGCUCAAACGUGCUGGUGGUACUAUAUUUCUAAAUUCACCGAAUUUUUCGACACGUUAUUUUUCAUACUCAGGAAAAAGAACCAACAAGUGUCGACCUUGCAUGUCAUUCACCACGGAUGCAUGCCGAUGAGCGUCUGGAUGGGAAUGAAAUUUGCUCCCGGUGGCCACAGCACUUUCUUUGCGUUGCUCAACACGUUCGUACACAUCGUUAUGUACUUCUAUUAUAUGGUGUCGGCGAUGGGACCUAAAUAUCAAAAAUACAUUUGGUGGAAGAAGUACCUCACUUCAUUCCAAAUGCUGCAAUUUGUGUGCAUUUUCGUCCACCAGUUCCAACUCUUGUUCCGCGAAUGUAACUACCCAAAGAGUUUCAUGGUUUGGAUAGGCCUGCAUGGCGUCAUGUUUUUGUUCCUGUUCUCAGAUUUCUACAAAUCCAAAUACACCAGUGAUGGUAAACGGAGACCGGCGAACGACGGAGCUUGUAUGCCGGUGGAAGGAGCGAGUUAUAGCAAGUGUUCAUCUAACGAACACGACAACGUCGUGUACUAUUCGAACGGCAUCGUCAACGGUUUCAAAACGACUGAAGACGCCAAAACCAAAUAGUGAUGAGCCGAUACGAUUAAAC
Messenger RNA from Rhopalosiphum maidis (corn leaf aphid), 1721 nucleotides. Its product is annotated as elongation of very long chain fatty acids protein AAEL008004. The record is from RefSeq and is a predicted model, not a curated record. Gene Ontology annotation, cellular component: endoplasmic reticulum membrane. Gene Ontology annotation, molecular function: fatty acid elongase activity. Gene Ontology annotation, biological process: fatty acid elongation, monounsaturated fatty acid; sphingolipid biosynthetic process; very long-chain fatty acid biosynthetic process. Bases 764 to 1699 code for a protein of 311 amino acids. NCBI's taxonomy places the organism in Eukaryota, Metazoa, Arthropoda, Insecta, Hemiptera, Aphididae. The transcript is spliced from 9 exons.